AGGUCCGGUGUCGUUCGAUGCCAGCGGAGAUCGCUUGGCCUCGUACCAGCUCUUGAACUACCAGCCCGUGUCGGCCAGCAGCCGUCGCCUCCAGGGUGCCACUGCCACGCAGCUGGUGGUGGCGGGGGAGUUCAGCGCCAGCACCGGGAUGCUCACCAUCGGAAGUGGCGGCCUCUACUGGAUGGAUGGCAACAUUUGGCCACUGCCGCCUCCUUCGCUGACCGAUUGCGACCCGGGAUUCUUCAAGGAUGAGACCACUGGCCAGUGCAAUCCCUGCCCCAGAGGCUUUGCGUGCGCUGGCGGCUCGCAGCCCUACCAGCAAUGCGCACGUGGAUACUUUGCCAAUGUCACUGGCAUGAUUAACUGCCUGCCCUGCAACUUUGGCAGCUAUGCUGCAGAGGUGGGCUCCGCGGAGUGUGCUGAUUGCCUGCCUGGCUUCUAUGCGGACGUUCUGGGCCUGGAGGCGUGCAAGAAGUGCCCCAAGGGCACCUACAUGGAAACCACCGCUGCGGUGCAGUGCAUCGCGUGCGGCAUGGGCAUGGUCACCGAAGAGAGCGGCUCCUUCGCCGCCAGCGACUGCCAAUGCGCGCAAGGCACCUUCAUGUGCAACGUCACCGGGUGCCAGCCCUGCCCCGACGGCCUCUCCUGCGCAGCAGGCCUGGGACCUCCGGUGAUGCUUCCGGGCUUCUGGGCCGAGAGUAGCGGCGAGACGUGCAGCUACUCCGUGCUCCGGUGCCGGGACACCCAGGAGUGCCCCGGCCUCGCGCUGGGCGAGUGCUCCCCGGGCCGACAAGGCUUGGCGUGCAACAACUGCAUCGUGCAGUACUUCCCGCUGGAGGAUGGCACCUGCGCCCAGUGCGCGGCCGGGGAUGCUUUGCCGGCCAUCUUCUCAAUGAUCGCAGCCACCAUCGUAAUCAUCGUCUUGCUCUCCUCUGUGAAUGCAGAUCUCAACCAGCAGAGUUUGAACCUCCUCACCGUCGCCGCAGUGGGCAGUCAGAUGGUCAUGGCCGUGCAGGCGCUGGGCUCGAUCCGCCAGCUCUCAAUUGCUUGGGUGGACCCCGUGCGCGAGAUCAUCGAGCUCACCAGGCUUUUGACCUUCGAUUUCGACGUGAUCCGUAUUUCUUGCAUCUACGGCGCUGACAGCCCCACCAUGAAGUUCCUGGGCCAGCUGCUGGCGUGCCCCAUGGGGGCCUUCCUCAUCAUGGUGGCCUGGGGCCUGGCGCGGCUGCGCGGCAAGAGGAUGUCUCUGGACUCUGUGUUCAACCUCAACGGCAUUUUGCUGUUCGCCUUGUUCAUCACCCUUACCUUGGCGGUUCUCGGACCCUUCCAGUGCAUCGGCAAUCCAGAUGGAAGCUCCUCUAUGGCAUCCAACCCAGGCAUUAUUUGCUACGACUCCGCGGAGCACUGGACACUGAUCGGGCUCUCCAUCGUCGGCAUCAUCUGCUACCCGGUGACCAUCUUGGUCUGGGCCACCUACACCACGGUGAAGUACCCCUCGCGCAUCAAUUCCGGCGCUGGACUUCAGCUGGUGAACCGCUACCGCUUCCUCUUCCAGCGCUUCAGGCCAGAGUGCUACUUCUAUGGCCUGGUUUUGCUCGUCCGCAACGCCUUUGUGGCACUGUUUCCGGUGAUGUUCGUGGCCGCGCCGGAGAUCCAGGUGGUGCUGAUGGGUGCGCUUUUCGUCUGUGGUGGCGCCUUGCAAGUCCGCACUUGGCCCUGGCGUACGGAGCAGGCCAACUACGCGGACCUCAUCAUGACAUGCUUCCUGCAGAUCGUAUUGCUUGGUGCAGCACCUCUCCUCGAGAUUGACCAGGCUCAGUCCACCGAGAUGUUGGGCUGGCUGCUGUGCGUGGCAGUGCUGGGACCCUUCCUUGCUGGCUUGUCGGCGGUGGGUUACUCCAUUUACCGGCAUUUCAUGCCCGGCGACAUGUUCGGGAUCUUCCUGUGCCACCACAAGGGAGGUGCCGGCAGCCUUUGCCGCCUCCUCAAGCUCUUGGCCCACAGGCACAGCAACACCAACGUCUUCUUGGACUCGGAUCAGCUGGAGGAUUUGGACCUCAUCUUUGACACCAUCCGGGCCAAGACCAAGAGCGUGGUGGUGGUGCUUACUCCGGAGCUCCUGAAGCGCAUGUGGUGCGCCGGUGAAAUCGUCACCGCGCACAAGAACAAGGUGACCACGGUGCCCGUUAUUUGCGAUGGGUUCAUCCAACUCACCGAGAAGACGCUGGAAGCCAUCCCUGAUGUUUGGACAGCCCAGCAGAAGCAGAUCCUGGCCAACUACGGCAUCGACAUGGAGGAUGUGAAGAAAGCCUAUGUGUGGCUCCGUGACUCUCUCGAACACCUGACGCUCUCACGCUUCGGGCCGGCGCAGGGGCGAGAGGAUAUCGUCAUCGAGAUGCUGCAGAGGGCGAAGGUCAGCAUGAAGGUCUUCCGUUCCACAGCACCAGUGAACGGCAAGGUCAAGGCCCGGAUUUUGAUCACCGGCUCCGUAACAGACGCCGAGGCGCUGGCCACGGUGGAGGUUUUCCAGAUCAUGGUGCAGAGCCACAUGCGCGUGGAGUGUGCCAUGAUCCGCUCGGACAAGGAGAUGACGGCCUACAAGCCCUGGGCCUACUAUUUCGUGGUGCUCUUCUCCCGCGGCAUGCUGCGCGACCCUCGCUUCGCCCAGAUCUUGCUAAGUACAGGCGCUGGCGAAGAGGAGCCAGACCCUUCAGUGCGGCAGCUGGAAAUCGUCACGGUGAGUGCGGACACAGGCUUCGAGUUCCCCAGCGCGGAAUUCUACAAGGAGCUCGAAAUCAACGGCCUGGGCACCGAGGGCCUCGGCCCGGAGAGCGGGAAGCUCCUCUCCAAGGCAUACCGCUCCCUGCUGAACGUGCUGGCACUUCCUUUGUCUCCCAUGGGCUCCGAAGGCCUGCUGGAAAAGCAGGUCUCAGAGAUCUCGAGGCGGUUCCGCAGGUACAAGGACAUUGCCGCCGCCUCUGCCCAAGACAACUCGGACGACCAGCUCGUGUCUGGGGACGGCGUGGACACCAGGCAGCUCGAGCUCGAGUUGGCGAAGGAGAUUCCCGCGAUGUCGAUGCCGACUGCCCAAGUGGUGUCCACGAACAUGGACGCUUCAGUGGAGGAGCCGCACGUGGUCCUGGCCGAGGAGUUCUGAAUCCGAUCACACAUCAACUUGCCGAUGCGGAAGGCCCAGCUGAGAGAAACCA
Messenger RNA from Effrenium voratum, 3209 nucleotides. NCBI's taxonomy places the organism in Eukaryota, Dinophyceae, Suessiales, Symbiodiniaceae. The record is from the annotation of a GenBank genome assembly.